AUGGAGCCUCUCUCCUUCCAGAGGUACAUCUGCUCCCUGGACCCCACCAUUCUGCCCCGCGUCCUCAGGAUCUGCUCUGGUGUCUACUUCCAAGUGCGCCGGGACCUGGUGAAGGUCCCCUCCACACUGGAGGUGGACGUGGAAGAUGUGACGGAAGAGGCGCAGCACGUCCGCUUCGCCCGGCCGCUGCUACUGAGCGAGGUGCUGGCGAUGGAAGAGGCGAUGCCGGCCCAGGCCGAGAUCCUGGAGGGUCCGGUCGGCCCUGCCGUCUUCGAGAGCGCCUGGGAGCGGCGGCUCCGGCGGGGCCAGCAGCUCCACGGCCGCUCCCGUGCCUGGCGGGUGCUGGCCUCGGCCCCCAGCAGCGGCCGCCACUUCCUCCUGUCCAGCGCCUACCAGGGCCGGUUCCGACGGCGGCCGCGGCGCUUCGCGGCGGUGCGGGAGCUGGCGGCCGCCCUGGAGCCGGGCCGGAGGCUGCGCCUCGUGGUGACGCAGGACUGCGAGGGCCGGGCCGGGGACGUGGUCCCGCUCGCCGUGGGGGACCGGUUGGAGGUGCAGAGGCUGCAGGGAAGCGGUGCCGGCAUCCGGCUGCUCUGCCACCGCCGCGGCGGGGAGGAAGACGAGGAGGAGGAGGGCGAGGAGCUACUGCUGCCGCUGGACGUGAGCGGCGGCUUCGUGGAGGAGGCGUCGGACAGCAAGAAGUACAGCCUGCCGGAGCUGCUGCAACGGCAGCCGCUGCCCUGCGAGGUGCGGCUAGCGGCCCCUGACCCGGCGCUGGGGCGGGACGCGCUGGCCGCCCUGCCUGCCCUCCGGCUGGAGGAGCUCCUGGACCAGCCCUUCCUGGUGGGCAGCUUCUGCGAGCAGCCGGAGGAGGGCUUCGAGAUCCCGGCGCGGUGGCUGGACCUCUCCGUCCUGCUAAGCGAGGGGCCCGUCCGCCCCCUGGCCCCCUGCACCCUCCACUCCCGACUGGAGGAGCUGACCGAAGCCUUCUACUACCGGCUGCUGGCACAGCUGCCCGGCAGCGCGGCCCCGCCGCCCCCGCGCCCCCCCAAACCGGCGCGGUCGGGGACGGGCCCCGGGGGAAGGCGCCCUGCGGUUUCCAGAUCUCCGGCGCCCGUCAGAGGCCGCCCGGGUCCUCCGCUGCCGCCGCUCCCGAACCCCCACGGUCCGAGCGCCCCCGGGGCUGCAGGCACCGACAGUGACAGCACUGAACAUGAUUAUGAAACUGUGGACAACAGCAUGCAAAAGACAAUUCACAAAAUGCAGACAAUUUUCCCUUUCUAG
Molecule: messenger RNA, 1281 nt
Organism: Indicator indicator
Lineage: Eukaryota; Metazoa; Chordata; Aves; Piciformes; Indicatoridae
Gene: THEMIS2
Product: thymocyte selection associated family member 2
Exons: 3
Coding region: 1-1281 (426 amino acids)
Biological process (GO): T cell receptor signaling pathway
Source: RefSeq, a predicted model, not a curated record